Musa acuminata AAA Group (dessert banana) is the source of this 1793-nucleotide messenger RNA. RefSeq names its product 4-hydroxy-tetrahydrodipicolinate synthase, chloroplastic-like. Lineage: Eukaryota; Viridiplantae; Streptophyta; Magnoliopsida; Zingiberales; Musaceae. The record is from RefSeq and is a predicted model, not a curated record. Bases 502 to 1539 code for a protein of 345 amino acids. The transcript has 3 exons. Gene Ontology annotation, molecular function: 4-hydroxy-tetrahydrodipicolinate synthase activity.
UCGACGACGCGAAGACUUGUGACAUAGCCUUCUCCCUUGGCCCCCCGCCACCUCUCCCUGUUUCCAUCCCUACCUCGCCUCUCUUCUCCCCUAAAACAUCGACGAGAACUCGCCGUCACAUGGAUUCCACACCCGCUCUCUCGCCUGCUGCGCCGCUCCGUUGCCUCUCAACCGCCGCCGACGCCACCGCCACCCCUGUUUCCAUCGGAAUCACCAUUCCCACCAUCGUUUGUUGAAUCGUUCGGCGUCUCCUCACCGAUCCUGUGUCAGAAGGUUGAUCACUCUCUGGGCUUUGUUGUUUUUGUUGUUCCUCCACUUGACAAGAGGAAGAUAGAAGAGAACGGAGGAUGGCGUCUUUGCUGAUAACGAACCACAACUUGUCAUCGGCCGAUGCCGCGGCGGCUCUUAGAUCUCGGCUGAAGCCUUUUCGUGCGGCAUACGACUCCUGCCAAAGCUUGAACCACGUAGGAACUUUGAUGAAUAAUUUGUGGCAACUGCUCUAUGCUGAUGCUUUCUUGGAUGCAUACAUCUAGGACUAGAAGAUGGAGAUCUCCAAAAGCUGCCAUCAUCCAUACUAUUCACCUCCCUAUGCGCAGCUUAGAAUUUAACAGGACAUCUGUUGACGAUAUCAAAUGCUUAAGAUUAAUCACAGCCAUCAAGACCCCAUACCUGCCUGAUGGGAGAUUUGACCUUGAAGCGUAUGACUCCUUGAUGCACAUGCAGAUUGUUAAUGGUGCUGAAGGUGUAAUAGUUGGAGGUACCACGGGAGAGGGUCAUCUCAUGAGCUGGGACGAACACAUUAUGCUCAUUGGACACACUGUCAAUUGCUUUGGUUCAUCAGUCAAAGUCAUCGGGAAUACCGGAAGCAACUCCACGAGAGAGGCAAUCCAUGCAACUGAGCAAGGUUUUGCCGUAGGAAUGCAUGCUGCAUUGCAUAUCAAUCCUUAUUAUGGAAAGACAUCCAUGCAAGGAAUGGUCUCGCAUUUUGAGUCUGUCCUUUCAAUGGGCCCAACAAUCAUAUACAAUGUGCCAUCGCGGACAGGGCAGGAUAUUCCUCCUGCAGUUAUACAGCAAGUCUCCCUGAUUCCUAAUAUGGCAGGUGUUAAGGAGUGCAUGGGAAAUGACCGAAUCAAAGAUUAUGUAAAUAAAGGGAUCACGAUAUGGAGCGGAAAUGAUGAUGAGUGUCAUGAUGCUAGGUGGGCAUCUGGUGCCACGGGGGUUAUUUCUGUUGCUAGCAACCUCAUUCCAGGUUUGAUGCACGAGAUCAUGUUUCGAGGGAGGAAUCCUUCACUGAAGGCGAAGGUGAUGCCUCUCAUAAAAUGGCUGUUCCGAGAACCAAACCCUAUUGGUCUUAAUACUGCUCUUGCACAGCUUGGUGUGAUUAGACCAGUUUUCAGGUUGCCUUAUGUUCCACUUCCUCUGGAGAGGAGACUUGAAUUCCUAGGCAUCGUGGAGGCGCUCGGGCGUGAGAAUUUUGUGGGAGAAAAAGAUGUACAGGUUCUUGAUGACGAUGACUUUGUAUUGUUAGGUAGGUACUAGUGCAUGGUCUGCUUAAGUUUAGAGAAUACAUUGUAUCUGGUAACAUCUAAUGGGGCUUAAAUUUUGUUUGAUUUGUGAUGGGAAAUUAAAGAUGGAGUGAAAAAGGUAGUUAUCUUUCUUAAUGUUUCUCUCAAAAGAAAAGCUAUCUUUGUUAAUACCAUCUGUAUACUGUAUGUUGAGAUAUUUCAACGUUCAUGUUCUUCCUAGGCUAUCGAUUAAAAUAAAUUUCAAAAACUGCAGACUUGAUUGAAUUA